Molecule: messenger RNA, 5147 nt
Organism: Haliotis rubra (blacklip abalone)
Lineage: Eukaryota; Metazoa; Mollusca; Gastropoda; Lepetellida; Haliotidae
Product: GATOR complex protein Iml1-like
Biological process (GO): cellular response to amino acid starvation; positive regulation of autophagy; negative regulation of TORC1 signaling
Cellular component (GO): GATOR1 complex; lysosomal membrane
Molecular function (GO): GTPase activator activity
Source: RefSeq, a predicted model, not a curated record
UAUCCAGGGGCGGGUAACUCUAAUCGAGAACUCACGAUAUGGGCGAAUCAUGAAAACUUUCAAGCUUGUCCAACAUCAACGGAAGGACAACGCUGCUGACAUCCAGAUUAACCUGAAGGAUUUCCCCAAUGUCCACGCGGGAGAUGUGUUGGAAGUCUACCACCCAGAAGUGGAAUUUAGCCGUUUGCUGGUGCAGAUUACCAAAUUGCCAGAGGAAGCUGUACAGCUGAAAGCGGAGACUGUGAGCAUUGAGACGACAAUAGCAACAGCGUUCCAGCUGAGAGCAUACCAGGAUGUGUACGUCAACAAGAUUGAUCCCAAGCAUGUUGCGCUGGACCUGGUGGAGCUCCUGUACAAGGAGCAGUACUACAGCCGCAGCGACAUGUGGAGGAUGAGGAAGAGUCUGGUUAGGAAAUGUGUUUACCUCAACAAGAAAAUAGAAUUCGCAGAGAUGCGAGCCACAGUGAACGAGAUGUGGUCCAAGGGAGACAAGGUGGCUUGUGGCGUCAUCACCGAGGACACCAGGAUUGUUUACAGAUCAUCUACAGCCGUGGUCCAGAUCUUCAUACAGAUGAGCGCAGAGAUGUGGGACUUUGACAUCAAUGGCGAUCUCUACUUUGAGAAGGCGGUCAACGGCUUCCUCACUGAUCUCUUUGUCAAGUGGAAGGAACAAAACUGUUGCCAUGAUGUCACUAUUGUACUCUUCUCAAGGACGUUCUAUCGAGCCCGAUCUCUUGAUGAUUUCCCUCCAGAGGUUCAAGAGUGUCUGCAAGUUGACUAUCAAGGCCGGAUCUAUGAAGAUUUCUACAGGGUUGUGAUACAGAAUGAACGCUAUGAGGAGUGGACCAACACCCUGAAGCUGCUGCGGAAGUACUUCAACCAGUAUCAGACGAGAGUGCUGCGAUACCAUAAACAAAGGGGUUUCCACAUGCCCCCGGCGUGGAACUCAAAGGCAGCUCAGGGCAACUUUCUGGAAACUCUCAACGUGUCCCUAAACUUGUUUGAGAGCUACUACCUGGACCGGAACUUUGAUCGGACGGGGAAAGUGUCCGUGGUGAUCACGCCAGGUCCAGGUGUGUUCCAAGUGGACCGAGAGCUGACCAACAUCACCAAACAAAGGACUAUAGACUGUGGUGUUGGGAGUGACUUGGUCUGUAUGGGGGAGCAACCACUGCAUGCGGCGCCACUCUUUAAGUUCCACAACAAGAAUGCCAAGAACUGCCUGGAGGUUGGUGACGACUACAACAUCCCACAUUGGAUGAACCACAGUUUUUACACUUCAAAGAACCAGAUACAGUCUCAUUUCAACUCUUCCUUUGUGCCACGGAUCAAACCCCCACCGGAAGUGCUUGAAUUCCUGGCCAAGGAACCGGAAAACAAUGAAAUAUCGCUGGCCAACACAUCCUAUGACUCUGACGAUGACAAGUUCCCCUUUGUUGAUUAUGAUGAAUAUGAUGCUCAGGUGUUCAAACUUCCAUCCAGGACAGCGCCCAGAGCUGUCUCUGGUCGCAGUGCCAGUUUCUACGGAACCCAGACUAGAAGACGCAACUACAAAUGUAACACCGAUGCCCCCCAGGGCAUGCCUGAACCCCGGAUCAGGCAUAUCUCAGACGAUUUCAUGGAACAUUGUGCAGACAAGGUGCUGAAGAAGUCAUCUUCCUCUGCCGUGGGGAUUCCGUCGAAGUCCUUCAUUGGAGAAGAUCUUUCUCAAUCAGCUGGAUGUUAUCCCAUCUUUGAAAAGACCCUGAGUCGCGAGUCUGUCAACUCCUCUGAGAGUGAGGAGUUCCUCUUCACUCGUCCCGUGGUUGGAAGUGCAGGGUCCCCAGUUGGCUUCUCACAUCGCCUGCAGAACUAUCGUCCCCAGAGGGCCCUCAUCAACCCCUUCGCACCAUCACGGAUGCGCUUCAAGAUGACAUCAAACCGGAGACGCUGGAUCCAUGCUUUUCCUACAGAUCCCCAGGGUGCAGCUGUCCAGUCACAUCACUACCUGGGGUCGGGACAGUCAGAUGACACAGACGACCUCCCUGCACAGCAGCCAACCAGAGAGGUCAUACAGGGUGCCCAGAUGGCAGUUGAGUCUCGCAAACGAAGAUCUGUGUCUCGGCAGGAGAGUCUGGACGAUAUUGGAGAAGAUCAUAGCCUGGACGGUCUAGCAGAGCUGACCAACGUGUCUCCCAGUCACUCCAGCCUCACAAUGUCUGCUCUCCAUCACGUCCUCUCAUCCACUUCAGGGGAGUAUGGUCGUUGUGGGUCAAGAGGUCAGAUGACAUCACAAGAUGGGUUCUGGCUAUGGGGUCCGACUGGAGAGCAACCAUGGAGUCCAGACAUGACAACAGGGUGGGACUGGCGACCUUUGACACAGGUGGAGCGAGAGCGAGCUGACUCUCAGCUCAUCAAGCCCAUUCUAACUUCUGACCCCAGCAGUCAGACUUUCUGUGCAGGAAUAAGUGUUGACUGGAAGUCGCUGACAAUCCCGGCUUCACUGCCAACGACAACUGACUUCUUCCCGACCAGCUUAGCCUUCAUUACGACUCACGCGGUGUCUGACUAUAACCUGCUGCCUGAUGACGCCAAUGCUGAAAUAGCUAGAGAAAGGAACCCCCCAUCUGAGGACGAGGCGUUCUUCCGCAGCAAGCCACUCAGCACCGUUCAUGUGUUCCGAGAACUGGUCUUCCAGCGACUCGCACAGGGCUUCCAGUUGAUCAAGUUCUCUAGAUCCAGCUCCCCGAGAGAGAAUACCACACUUGGAUCAAGUCCACAAUACCAUCAUGCAACAGUUCUCACUCGGGCCCGGGCUCGCGUCGAACAAUCGGAAGAAUAUUACCUAAGUAUCGGCCGCAUCUUCCACAAACUGAACCUGACUGGGCCAACCAUCACAGUGACCAGAUACAGACCUAGACACAACCAGCCCCAGCUGCACUUCAAGUACCAGUACCGGUUCCAGGCCCCGGACUCCUACAGCUACGACGUGUCAUGGACUGAGUUCAGCAACGAGAAGCUUGAGAACUAUGUGUGGAACCACCUCGACCACUACAUCUGUACCCGCGGGGAGGGCGACUUCGGACUUGUGGAGUCACUCAAGUACUGGCGAAGUCGCUUUUUCCUGUUGCCUAGCAACAACUCUGCAACGAAGAAAAUCAUAGAGGGACAUCAUAGAUGUGACAUCUAAGAAGAGGUCCCACCAGGAGGUGAAGACUCUCAUCUCGGCUUCGUCCGUUACCUGGAGACUAUCAACAAGCUCAAGCGAACCCAUCAAGCUCGCAGGUCAAAGCUCCAGCCGGACGGAACUGCCGGCAGUGGCGAGACCAGCCCUGGCAAACAGGAGACAGACAGUCAAAAGGGCAGCUCCAAGGACGAAGGUCUGUCUCGAAGCACCCCUGCAGCCAAGUUGAUAGAGGCCUUCACAGAUGCACAGACUGGUUUCGCCUUCCUGCCCAAGCAGCCCGGUCUGACCAUCAACACAUUCAUCUCAGCGGAGGCUGUGUUGUGGUGUCAGAUGUACAUUGCUGGGAUAGAGUCAACCAAGGAUGCUGUGGACAAACUGCAGGAGCUGGUGGAUGACAAACUGAUCCUACGAUCCGGCAACCCGAAACACAAGUUCAUCUUCGGUUUCUACCUCUAUUUCAUCCCACCUUCUAAAGGCAAACCUGACAUCCUGAACCUCCCGAACGCCUCCUGCCCCUACAACAUGUGUUUCCAGAAUGAGUUCUGUGAGGUGACGGUGCUUCACGAUGAUGAGGAUGCUCCUAAACGGGACAAGUUCUACCUCCCCAGCGGAGACAGCCCCGAGCGAGACAUCAAGGCCCAUGUUGACUGGCGGGUCGAGACUGACCUCAACAAACAGGGCUGGGGUCAACAGCUAGGCAAGUUGAACAUUUGUGCACAAAAAGCGACACGCAAUCACAAGUACGUCAACGUGGACAUGGACAUCAACAGCAAGAGCGAGCGGACGGAGUGGGCAACGGCCAGGUACCACGCAUACUACAGUCCUCACUGUGCCUUCGAACUGCAGAUACAGUGGAUGGUGGCUACAGGCGGGCUCCUGGGGGAUCUGGUGUACAGCUGGGCUCGUAAGGCGACAUCUUGUGGCUUCCAUCUCCUGCCAGUUCCAGUUGAUCCCUUCGCUCUCCCCUACACACAAAACUCAGACCCGCUACGAGGACCUAUCUUUGUACCACUCAAUGUUAACUGUCUUCAGGAUAAAGGUAUAUUCUCAGGUCAGUUGCUUGCAAUGUCAGUUGCUUGUAAUUUGAUAUGCUCAGACAGUGUGUAUGUUUCAACUGUCUUCAGGAUAACGGUAUAUUCUCAGGUCAGUUGCUUGCAAUUUGAUGUGCUCAGACAGUGUAUAUCUAUCAACUGUCUUCAGGAUAAAGGUAUAUUCUCAGAGUAUGACGAGCAGACAGAGACGGCGAAGACCAUCCAGUUUCAACUUGCCAUCAUACAGAGGUUCGGAUUUCUUCGAGCUGUCGUUGAGAUGCCGGAGUCCAAAACAGAUCUCCACCGAGUUCGAACCCCGGAUGAAUACCGCUAUCAAUUUGUUCACUGCACUGGGGGCAUGUUUAUCCUGAUCCCAGACAUCAAGACUUCCUCCCCCAUCACAGUCGAGGCUCCGUACUCCUCCAGUUUCGGCAAGAAGUCCUCGUCAGAUCUCCACAAGGACUACAUUGCUCGCCAGACAAGCAGUGUCCUCUCUGAGGAGCCUCAGUCUGAGAACGGCUUUCUGUGGUCAUGGAACUUCAUGUUGUCCAAAAGAUGGCGCUCGGGCAACACCGGCGAUGAACACUUCCAGGACAAGAUGCUGGCAGACUUCCGCUUGUUUUGCUCCAAUGCUGACAACAGGUUGACAAAAUUCUGGACUGAUUAUGUGGAGGAGUGAAUGUUGAUAAAUUCUUGACUUUGUACAAGAAAAUGUUGACAAUUUCUGGACUCCAUGUGGAUAUGAGAUUGUCGACAACAGGUUGUGAGGGUCUUGACAGACUAUGUGGGGGAAAAAAGAAUGUAAAUGGAUUUAUAUAAGAUCAAGAGCACUGUGACAAUUUCUUGCCUUACCAGCCAAUUAUAACUACAUGGUCUAGGAUUGGUGUUCAAAUAUGUCCAUAUUUAUGUAAUACUCGUCAUGCUUUGCUCAACUUGAAGGAGGAGCACCA